GUCCCAAGCGCCACUGUUCUUUGCUAAACCUCAGCGCUCCGAUCCCUUGGGACUAACCGCUCGAAAUCUCUCUCUAGAACUCUACUUCUCACUCAUCAAGAUGUCUAAGCUUUUCGUUGGUGGCCUGGCCUGGCACACCACUGAUACGACCCUUCGCGAAGGAUUCCAGAACUACGGAACCGUCGAGGAAGCUGUCGUUGUCAAGGACCACGAUACUCUCCGUAGUCGUGGCUUUGGGUUCGUCCGAUUCGCGAACGAGGAGGAUGCCGACAAGGCGAUGGACGCCAUGAACAACCAGGAAUUCGAUGGCCGUAUUAUCCGGGUCGACAAGGCUUCGGAGCGGCCCCGCGGUAACGUCGGAGGCGGUGGUGGUGGCGGUUUCCACGGCCGCGGCGGCUACAACCAACGUGAAGGAGGUAACGGAGGUUACCGUGGUGGAUACGGUGGUGGCGGUGGCUACGGUGGUGGCGGUGGUAACUGGCGUAGCCCCAACCAGCAACAGCAGUCAUACGACCCGAACCAGGCCGAUGCUUAAGUGCGUGCGUGUGUGCAUGUCGAACCCCAGAACCUGUCUUGCACUCUCCCUCCUUCUCCCCUGACUGUUUAUUUCAUGCAAACCCUGCUUGUGGGCCUUUCAUUAGUCCUCAUCCAGGCAGAGAUGUG
Messenger RNA from Aspergillus homomorphus CBS 101889, 663 nucleotides. RefSeq names its product RNA recognition motif domain-containing protein. The coding region runs from base 101 to 535 and encodes 144 amino acids. The record is from RefSeq and is a predicted model, not a curated record. NCBI's taxonomy places the organism in Eukaryota, Fungi, Ascomycota, Eurotiomycetes, Eurotiales, Aspergillaceae. The transcript is spliced from 6 exons. Gene Ontology annotation, molecular function: RNA binding.